This is a messenger RNA of Bursaphelenchus okinawaensis, 1171 nucleotides long. Lineage: Eukaryota; Metazoa; Nematoda; Chromadorea; Rhabditida; Aphelenchoididae. The record is from the annotation of a GenBank genome assembly.
AUGUAUGGUGGUAGGAUUCUGAUCGCAACGCUUCUAUGUACAGUAACAGUUCAAGGAGAUCCAAUGACUCAUAUUAAUAUGUCGUACAUGGUUCCUAUCAAGAACAUUGUUUUAAAUGUCAACGCCACGAGAUUAGAAGAACAUGUGCACAAAGCAAUUAACGUAAGUAAGCUUUUCAAAAGACUCUUUAAAAUUUUACAAUUUAAAAUCUUAAAAAUUCGAUUUAAAAAAUUUUUAAUUUAAAAAUUUUCCAAACUUUGUGCUAAACUUAAUAUUGUUUUAGGAAGAAAUUGCGGUUUACAAUAAGGCCUUUGAAGAAGCAUUGAGAGAACUCUAUGAUGGUGGUAUUGAUAACGAUACCGAACCUGGCAGUGAAACAAACAGCAAAAAGGACGAAACACAGACAUCCAGUAAUGCACCAGAAAGUAGACCAACUACUACUGGAGACAGUGAGUCUGAACCAACAAAUACUCCUGUCACUCAGAAUCCUGAUCAACCUGAAUCAACAAAUCCUUCUCAAAAUCCUGAUCAACCUGCACAAACUACUAAAAGUAAACCUGAAACUAUUGCUCCAGAAGGUGAAUCAACAAAUACUCCUCAAAAUCCAGAUGCUCCUGAUCAAUCUGAACCAACAAACAGUCCUCAAACUCCUCAAGAUCCUGACCAACCUGAACCAAGUGAUGCUCCUGAUCAACCUGAACAAACUACAACUGAAGCUAAACCUGAAACUAUUGCCCCAGAAGGUGGACCAACAAAUUCCCCUCAAAAUCCAGAUGCUCCUGAUCAACCUGAACCAACAAACAGUCCUCAAACUCCUCAAGACCCUGAUCAACCUGAAUCAACCGACGCGUCUCAGAAUCCUGACCAACCUGAACCAACAAAUGCUCCUCAAAAUCCUGACGCUUCUGAUCAACCUGCACCAACUACUACUGAAAGUAAACCAGAAACUAUUGAUCCAUACAAGGAACCAACUAACCCUCCCCAAAAUCCUGAAGGUAGUGAUCAAUCUGAACCAACAAAUGCUCCUCAACCUGAUGCCCCGAAUCCUCAGGACAACGAACCCACAUCAAAUCCUGAUGGCUCAGAAACUACAACAGAAUCAUAUAACCCAGAAGGCGGGAAGAAGAAGCGCAAACUCUACCUCAAAUAUCAACUUGUCCAGCCAAUUUAA